GCAGUGUCUGUACCCUGCGGUCAUUUGACUCUUUCUUUGUUGAGCUGUUUCACAUUCCUUCACUAGUUGACAUACAUUCCUUGAAGACAAACAGGUGACCUUACAGGAAGUAGCUUUGUUACACAACUGACAGUCAGCAAUGGUCAGAGUCUGUGAGGCUUGAGCCAGUGACUGCCCUGCUAUCUGGAGCAUCACAAAGGCAGCUGGAUUCUGAUCUCGGACUGCACGCAAGCCUGCAGCGAUGAUAAGGAAGGUGUUCGUUUCCCCUGGCCAGCCCGGGCCCUUGGACCCUCAGGAGACCAUGAGGAACCUGAACGAACGGCUAGCUGGCUUCCUGGAGCAGGUCCGCAGCCUGGAGGAGAUCAACCAGGGGCUGGAGGGGCAGAUCCAUGGCUGGAUGAAGAGCCACGCGCCCCAGCAGAGGGAGUGGAGCCAAGCAUUGGAGGCGCUGACCCAGCUCAGGGAGGAAGUACACAGUCUGAUGGUAGAGAACGCAAACCUGACCCUUCAGUUUGACACCACACACAUGGAACUGACACAUCUCAAAACCAGGUGUGCCGCAGAAGAGUCCCGAACAAGACUGAUGGAAGGUAAGGUGUCGGCCCUCCGUGAGGUGCAGCGUUGCCUGGAUCAGCAGAGCUCUGAGCUGCAGGGAGAGCUGGAGAGGAGGAUGGGGGAGAUCAGAGACUUACAGCUGGGUCACAGUGAGGCAGUGCAGGCUCUGCAGCAGUCUUGUCUCCUCGCUCCUGAUGUUCUGCUAGUGCUGUCGGAGGACGAUGGGAGAGGAAUGGAACUCUCCCAACUCCUCAGUGAGAUCAGGACCCACUACGAGAGCCUCGUUAGCAGCAGCAGCAAUGGGAUGAGGGCCGAGGUCCGGGGAAGCACAGCCAUCACCCAGCUUGAGGAAGAGGCAGCCCAGGUGAGUAUGAAUACAGACGGGGAGGCGUUGAAGGCCGCAAGGGCAGAGUUAAAUGAGGCUCGACGACAGUGGCAGAGUCUGGAGGUGGAGAUCGAAUCCCUCCACGCACUGGAGAAGGGUCUGGAGAACUCCCUGCUGGCCUCAGAACAGCAGUACGAGAGUGAGCUCCAUAGCCUGGCCGUUGUGAUCCAGGGGCUGGAGACUGAGCUAAGGGAGAUGAGGCAGGGCAUCGAGAGCCAGAGGCACCAGCACGAGAAGCUGUUCAACACCAAAGAGCUUCUGGAGAGGGAGAUUGCCACUUACCGCAGCCUGCUGGAGAGAGAGGAGAACAGGCUCCAUGGAUCAGAUGGCUCCAGGAAUAUUUUGGAAUCAGGCAUCUCUGGGAAUUCUCUGGAAUCAAGAACCUUAAUAGACGACAUGGAGUCGCGUCCUUCCUGCCACUUAAAAAAAUCACAUCCCCCCGGGAAUGUAAUGAAAGGGAACACCUCCAGGAAUGAGGGGGACUGCCCGCCCUUGAGGAAUGGCAUGGAACCGAGCAGCCUGAAGAACCAUGUGGUGCCUAUGGCUUCAGAGAAUAACAUGAAGAAGAAAUCAAAACCACUGCGGAGACAGAAAAGCUUAGUGUUACUUCCAGCCUUGGAUAUUGAGAAGGAUACGAGGAUUGAGACCGUGACCACCCACGAGAUCCUGCAGGGCAACGUGCUGAGGGAGAGUGCAGAGGCCCAUGGAACCAUAGAGAAAGAGAAGAUUGACGAGGUGAUAAAGGAGUGGGAGGGCUCGUUCUUCAAGGGGAACCCUCACCUGCGGAAGAAGUCUGUGUCGCUGCGCUUCGAUCUCCACCUGGCCGUGGCCAACGAGAGCUGUGCUGAGACCACGGAGGACAGUGUGGCCGACGUGGAGGUCAGGCUGGUCAUGAAGAGAUCUCGAAGCGUCGCCACCAUCACCCCCUAACAACCAGGGACAACCCCCCAAACAACAACACCCCAACAACAGCACCCCACCACCAACCAGAGCAACAGAGGGUCUGACACAGCAGUCUUACUAAAGCUUACAAUGACAUUUUCUCACCUACCAUCAGCAUAACCACUCAGCUUGUAAGUCACAUGUUAUUGGUUUAGGAGAUGUUGGAAUCUGAGAUCCAUACACAAGAUAGGUGAUUGGUUGAUUGCUCUUUUUUAUUUUUUUGUAAUACCUAUAAGCCACUCAGUGGUAGAAUAUGAGGUAACGCUUAAAUGAAUCUGGACUAGAUGUUUUUUGGAGCCAUGGAAAUUAGUCCCAAAAACUUGACUUUUUAUUUCAUCCUUAUCUUAAUGAGAAACUUUCAAAAAUCUGUAUGAGAGAAUGAACACAUUUUUGUAAUGUAGGAUCGGGAGCCAGGAAUGGAGACAAGUUAGCAAAGUCUUCGAUAAGGAACUUUAUCUUGUGGCAGGAAAAACAAGCUAGUCAAAAGGGUCAACAACAAAACAGUGAUGGACUGGUUGAGAAUGCUGUUAUGCUUAAUGUGUUUUUUAUGUUUUAUUAAUCCUGGGUUAUUAGAUAUUUAAAGGUAGUACACUUUGCAGCUAGUGGUUUAAAUGUAAUGCAUUUUUACUGCAGUUGAACUGUAAUUGUUUUUGAUGGGGGCAGAUUGAAGGUAGCCCACAGUGCAAGGAUAAUGGUUUGCUCACAUUGGAUUAUGGAUGUACUGUUCUGUACAGGUGAUCUAAAGUAUACUGUAUGCUAUCUAAAUUGUAAUUGUAAAUUGCCAUGACAUCAUAAUAGUUAAUUAGGUAAUUCAGUGUUGCCAAAUCUGUGCCAAAAUGACAUCAUAUUACAGUAGUGUGGCACCUGAUUCCAGAACGCUGGUGGAUUAUAGAAUGAAUACUUUAUCCUGCUAAUGAUAUAACAAGUUGUAAGAAGCCCUUUUUGUGAGCUCUUAAGAUAAAGGAAUUCUACCAAAGAUUAUAAAAAAAGCUGACUUACAAAAAUGGCCUUAUAAAAGUUUCCAAUACUAUAAGCCUAGCAAAGUGUAAUAAAGCAUAGGUAAGAAUAGUGAGGUAUGGUAAAGCAUAUUAACAAACAAGGCAAGGCUGAGUAUACUAUGAUAUAACUGCUAAAAUAUCCUGCAAAAAUCCAGUGGUAAACUUUUAGAAUGGCUAACCAGCAGACGUAUUUUACUGUGUUAGAGAAAAUGCAAAGAAUCGUUUCUAUUUUUUUUUCCUCUAAAUAUAUUUCUAUUACAAAUACAUGUUAAUAUGUCAGAAAAAAAUAUAUAUCAUUAUUUAUUAUAUAAAUUAGGAAAGUACAGAGUUAUUAAUUACAUACUGAUGCAAAAUCCAUAGUACUGUGUGCUUCAGAAAGAUGGCACCGAUGCACUACUGGAGUGAAAUAUGACCUUGCCUUGAAUUCUUAUUUCCCAAACUUGUUUAUUGACAGAAUUAACCAGGGAUCUUAGUAAACCAAUAUUUCUGUGCAAUAGCCUAUUACUUGUUUAUAUAAAGCAUACCCUUGCUUUAUAACAAAUAUCAGGCUACCACACCCUGACUUCCAGCAAUAGAAGAUUAUUAAGAUUACACCCUAAAUAUUAUAAUAUGCAACAUGACCACAGUGUGCUAAUGGAGUUCAGAUGAGUGCAAAGUACAAGCAACAGCUCAGUUUAUCACCUAUCCCCUCAUUAUAGUAUGUUGAGUUAGAUUGAAGAAACUGAUCGAAUAAGAUUAUUACAGUGAGCAAACAAUGCUAAUGCAAUUCUUUCUGGAGUUUCAUCAUUAUAGUUUAUUAUAAACAGGACUGGUUUAGCCUUCCCCUUAAUGAAGGCCCUUCAAAAGAAUAUGAGAUGCACUGCAAUUCAGCUAAUCUUUGAGCAAUGUAUAUCUUUUCUAAUGUAUAUUGCGAUAUAGGACAGUAUAUGCACUUUUUUGAGAUGCAGGUCAUAUACAGUAUAUUCUACAUGUUAAUAUAAUUAUAGUAGAAUAAAGAAACAAACACUAUUUAGCUUUUAUUUGUAGGUGCCUAAUUGUUUCUAAUAAUAUUAACGAUCUCAAUGGUAACCCUAAUGUUACAAGGAUAAUAUUACUAACCCUCAUUAUAGCAAUGAUUUUUGAGCUAAUCAAUGCUGCAUCCGGAAUGUACAAUGCAUGUGCUCAUUAAUAUCUUGAUUUAGUAUGCAGUUGCUUGAUGUGCUUGCUUUACCAUGCUGAAAUGUAGUACCUCUAUUAGACAUUUUCACUUGGGAAUUAUUUGUGGAAUUUUACAUUUAAAUUGAGGUUUUUGCUUUGUAACCAAA
Polyodon spathula (Mississippi paddlefish) is the source of this 4184-nucleotide messenger RNA. It is a transcript of the gene krt222, whose product is annotated as keratin 222. The record is from RefSeq and is a predicted model, not a curated record. Bases 242 to 1870 code for a protein of 542 amino acids. Gene Ontology annotation, molecular function: structural molecule activity. Lineage: Eukaryota; Metazoa; Chordata; Actinopteri; Acipenseriformes; Polyodontidae. The transcript has 11 exons.